Messenger RNA from Linum trigynum, 4520 nucleotides. The record is from the annotation of a GenBank genome assembly. NCBI's taxonomy places the organism in Eukaryota, Viridiplantae, Streptophyta, Magnoliopsida, Malpighiales, Linaceae.
CACCAAGACUAAAAACAAUCUCAUCUUCUCCCCAUCAGGAAGAUGAGAGCUCUCCCGUAGAGGAACUGAGGUGACUUGGUUGAGGAAAACUGCGUAACCUCCUGGGUCUUGCACUAAGAGGCAUCGUCCGGAGAUUGAUCGUCACCGUUUCCGCAUCCAACUUCUGACAAUCAACAAUACGAGUCAAGGUAUUUCUAUUCGGCUUUGAUAAUCUAGCAAGAUGAGAUUCCAGGAAAUUAUAUAGACUAAAGUUUAAUUCCAUAAAGUGGUAUCAGAGCCAUUAGAUUAUUGGGGUUUUAGUAUCAUAUAUGUUAUAUGUAUGAUUUUGGUCUCCUUCUAGGUUUCGUUCUUUUGUGGAUAUCUUUAGCAUGUUCAUGUUCGGUGCAUGAUUUAUUGGCAGAUCAUAUUUGGUUAUUUUAAUUGGAUUAAGUUGAGUAGUCAAUAAUUUCAUUAUGGGUCUGGAUCCAAUUGCUUUUGUGUCCAUGCUUCGUCCAAUCCAAAUUUCAAACCAAUAUCCCACAGGCCCAAAUGCUCGGACUCAUGCAUGUUAUUAUUAUUAUUAUUAUUAUUAUUCUGGGAAUGGAAAAUCUUGAAUCUAGAUUGUCAAAUGGGCAACCAGGUUUUUCGGUCAACUGACGUUUGGUUAUUCAUUAGGACAAUUGAGUGAAGAUGUUUGGCAAAUUUUAUUUUCCGGUCGCCAUUAGCCCAUUACGACUGGGAAUAUAAAGCUCUAAUUCAAUUGUGAUGGUAUCUUGUGACUGAUUUCAUGUUCCAUUUGAGAUUAAUUCCCUGAUUGUAUAGCUUCCUGUUUAUGGGAAAUUGAGUGCGUUAAAUUCCUUAAUAUAAGAUCGUAAUCCUUCGUGUGGGGUGAGGAUUCUAGUGGGAUCAUAUGCCUUUCCCUCCGCCCCCUCUCCUUACCGUAAGUUUGUUGGUUAUUUCUUUGCCGUGAGCUUUGGUGUACGUUAUGGAAAAUAAUAAUUAAGUAGUGGUUAUUAUAAUUAUUAUAGUAUUUAUCUUACGGUUAGGGAAAGGGAGCAUUAAGCUCUUUGCCGAUUGAGGAAACGACAAGUUUCUUUUUCGAGUUUUGUUAUUAUAAUAAUUCCUCUCCGUAAUAGUUAUUGAGAAAUAAUUACUCUCGGUAAUAGUCUCUUUGGGAGUUGCUAUCAACCGUAUCAUUUAUAGCUGAAAAGUAAAACUGCACCACCAAUUCAAAAUUUCCUGCCCGUAGAGUGAUUUUAGGAGGCUAGGCUGAUGUGGCAGGGUGUUUAGGCGGGAUUAAUUUAGAAACCCCUCCUAAUGGAGUGGUAAAAACCGUCGAGUCCCACUACUUUUUUUGUUUUGGCUGAAAUCUCCUUCCCGUGUCCUUUUCGCAUUAACUUCCUAUUCUACGUUUUCCUUUCUCCUUCCCGCAGCACGGCAGCAGAUUAAUUUUUUAGAGGACAAUUUUGGGAAGAGGACUGAAUUUUGCUGCUCAACGGAGGAAGACACUGUCUGCUGCCGAGUUCACCGGGCCGAGAUUCCGCAGCUUAGAACGAGUUGAGUCAGGUGACCGGAGGCGAAAUCCGCGGAGGCUGAUCUCGAGCGCAGCGGGGAAAUCAGAAAGCAAAACCCCAUACACUAAAUCUUCGCCAGCCGCCGCCGUCUGGUCGAACUUCCAUCGUGGCUCGAGGAUUGAAGAAGCAUUUGAAGAGGCUCAAUGCUCCCAACAAUUGGAUGCUCGACAAGCUUGGCGGCUCUUUUGCUCCGAAGCCGUCGUCUGGACCUCACAAGUCGAGGGAGUGCCUGCCGCUGGUUCUGAUUCUCCGAAAUCGUAUGAAGUAUGCACUUACUGGCAGUGAGGUGAUGGCUAUUCUGAUGCAGCUUCAUGUUAUGGUGGAUCACAAAGUUCGGACUGACAAGACUUUCCCUGCUGGUUAUAUGGAUGUUGUUUCGAUCCCCAAGACCAAUGAGAACUUCCGGUUGCUUCUGUCUUCACUCCAUCCGGGACGAGGAGUCAAAGUUCAAGCUCUACAAGGUCAGAACUAUUCAGUUUGGACAGAAAGGAAUCCCCUACCUGAACACCUUUGAUGGGCGAACCGUCCGCUACCCUGAUCCGCUCAUCAAGCCGAACGGCACCAUCAAGCUCGAUCUGGAGAGCAGCAAGAUCGUGGAUUUCAUCAAAUUUGAUGUUGGCAACGUCGUCAUGGUCACCGGAGGAAGGAACAGAGGGCGUGUGGGCAUCAUCAAGAACCGUGAGAAACAUAAGGGUAGCUUCGAAACCGUGCAUAUCCAGGACUCGAUGGGACAUGAGUUUGCUACUCGCUUGGGGAAUGUGUUUACGAUCGGCAAGGGAACCAAGCCUUGGGUGUCCCUUCCCAAGGGCAAUGGAAUCAAGCUGACAAUCAUCAAGGAAGCCAGGAAGAGGGCGGCUGCAGCCCAAGCUGCUGCUUAAAGAGUAUUUCAAGGCUUAAGGGUAGACUCUAGCUGUGGCUAUCUCUCUAUCUAAAUCUUUCCUGUUGCUGGGUAAACUUUAGUUGUGGAUUAAAACUUGAUUAGCUUGUAUGAGAGUUGUUGGGAGAAGGUUCUGCUGGAUCUUAUACCACACUCUUACGGAGAGAACAUUCUCUGAGGAACACAAGUGACUAUGCAUCAUAGAUAGGUAGUAUCUCCGGUUCCAUGUUUAGAUAAUGUCCAGUAAUCACUGCGUCUAAUAUGCUUGACCAUCUUAACGAAGUCGGUUGCAUAUCCAGGGAUUGGCAGGUGAAUUAUUUUCUUGGAUAAUCUUCAAGCCUGAGCAUUGUCAUGUUUCCCGUGUCUUUUCUUGGGCACGAUCCUUUGCUUUUUGUAUAUUGAAGAAGACAGGUCUACUUUUGGUAGGUUCAUUCCCAAACGACCACAUAACACAGUUAAAUGUAGCAGAAUGUGGGAUUUUGAUAUUGAAAUGGGGUUUCGUCUACUAUGAGCAAUAUUAGCUUAUUGAUAUGCUACAUUCCACCCAUAUGACAAUUGAGAAACCUUAGUGAAAUAUGUCAUUUUGUUUCGCUUCAUUUUGCUUUUUAGCUGGUUUUGACUGCUUUUCUAACAAUGUGCCAUACUAGGUUAUACUUCAAUGCUGCGGAAUAACGUUCCGUCCCGUGCCUAGGGAGCUGGAAUUGGUUGUCGGUAACAAUAAAGUCCAAGUACUCUCCCCUUUAUGCUCCAAUUUCUUCUUCCAUUCUUUUUGUUAUGUGUUGAGAAUCAUAAUAAACAUUUAUGUUACUGUUAAUAGACAAAGGUGAUGAGAAUUCGAGUUUGAUUAGUUUCUAAUGGUCGAGGAUUUUGGUUUCUGUACAAACAGUUCCUGUAUUUCCUUUUGAUAGCAUCAAAGUUUUUAUCCUGAUCCUGAACCUUUUGACAGGAAGACCUGCAGCUAUUUUGAGUAGAGUGUACAGAGUGCAGCAGAACAUGAGCCUACAAUACAACAGGUGAUCACAUUAUCUCAUAGCUCAAAUAAUGAAGGGUUAAUAUUUUCGUAUGACCUGAACUUUGACCAAAAUAAACAUCCUGGCCAAUCUUUUCGAUCUAUAACAUCCUGGCCCGAACUAUACACCAAAAUAAACAAUUUGGCCAAACUCGAUGUUUGACCGUUAACUUGGACGGUCAAACGCGUUGACUAACGGUCAACGCGCCACGUCACUGCCAAGUCAGAAGAUUUGAUAAAUAUUUAACUUUUUUCGUUUUUAAUUUUGGUUUAACUAAGGUAUUAGAUGAUUUUUUUUAAUUUAUAAUAAUUUAAAAUUAGAGAAUGUGUGGAAAUUGUGAAUUAUUUUAAAUAUUUUAUGCUGACUUGGCAGUGACAUGGCGCGUUGACUAACGGUCAACGCGUUUGACCGUCCAAGUUAACGGUCAAACAUCAGGUUUGGCCAAAUUGUUUAUUUUGGUGUAUAGUUCGGGCCAGGAUGUUAUAGAUCGAAAAGAUUGGCCAGGAUGUUUAUUUUGAUCAAAGUUCAGGUCAUACGAAAAUAUUAACCCAAUAAUGAAAGAAGAAUCAUGCUUCCUCUUAGUAACUAUGGCAUAGAAUAAACUAAUUAGCGCUACAAAAAAAUACAAUCGCUUAAUUCAACCUACAUACGAAUUUAACUAUGUAAAAUUAAAAUAAAAGCAAUAAAUUGUCUGUAAAUUAUUAGCUCUACAAUUGAUAAUAUGUAUCAAAUUUAAAAAAAUAAUAAAAAUAAACAUUGCCGGCUAUUGCCGUCCGCUCGCCGCUAUCCCCGUCUGCUCGCCGGCGUCGGGCCCCAUCCGCCUGCGGCGAGCGGACGGGGAAAAUACAGGAGGUCAGUGCACGGGGGUUUACCUGAUUCACUGGUCCGACGAUGUGGUACGGCUGUCGUCCAGUGGCCGGCGAAUUAUGCUGACGUUGGUCCGAUGGUGGGCGACUUAGGCUGCCGUCCGGUGGCCGUGACUCUUGCUGGCUAUGGUGAUUGUGGGGGGUUGGUGGUCGGGUGGUGUGUAGGUAGUUUCAAAAACCAAACCAGAGAGUAGAAUAUAAAGAAAAUUUUGGA